Molecule: messenger RNA, 425 nt
Organism: Cetraspora pellucida
Lineage: Eukaryota; Fungi; Glomeromycota; Glomeromycetes; Diversisporales; Gigasporaceae
Source: the annotation of a GenBank genome assembly
UUUCAUUGCAAUCAAAAUCAUCUACUUUAAACACCUUAACUAUGCCAUUACAAUUACCUAUAUUAGCAAAAGCAAUCACAUCAUCUCAAACAGUACAAUUAACUGCAUCAACACAAUUAACAAAUUUAAACAACUCAUUGCAGUCCAUUUCUUUAACUAAAAAAAGAAAAGCUGAUGCAGCAACUUCUGACCUUCCUAUGACUACUACUAGCAAUAAGUUUAGCAAACAAUCAUCUAUAAGUUUUAUUUUAAGCAUCAGACAAAAAAGCUUUACCCAAAUUGAACAUAUUACUAGAAAACAAGCUAAACUUGAAUAUUUUAUCACUGAACAACGAAAGCAGCUUGAACAGGUUCUUGAAAAGUUGAAUGAUACUGAAGGAAUGUAUAAUUCUGCUAUGAGCAAAAAAAACGGAAAAAGAAAAUGA